Bombina bombina (fire-bellied toad) is the source of this 2269-nucleotide messenger RNA. It is a transcript of the gene TRAF3, whose product is annotated as TNF receptor associated factor 3. Gene Ontology annotation, biological process: regulation of defense response to virus; protein K63-linked ubiquitination; regulation of apoptotic process. The record is from RefSeq and is a predicted model, not a curated record. The transcript has 11 exons. The coding region runs from base 97 to 1794 and encodes 565 amino acids. Gene Ontology annotation, cellular component: plasma membrane signaling receptor complex. Gene Ontology annotation, molecular function: tumor necrosis factor receptor binding; zinc ion binding. NCBI's taxonomy places the organism in Eukaryota, Metazoa, Chordata, Amphibia, Anura, Bombinatoridae.
GGGGAUUUUCGGUUGUGCGCAUCCCCUGCCAGCUCCUGGAGGUUUAUUCCUUGACCCUACAACACCAGGCCCGACUCUAAAUUUAGUCAUUGUAUCAUGGAUGUAGGCAAAAAAAUUGACCCAACGGUAUCUGUGCAAACAUUACAACAAAAAGCCAACCCAGACCGCAGUCUUGCAACUACCAUUUAUGUGCCAGAACAAGGAGGGUACAAAGAGAAAUUUGUCAAACCCGUUGAAGAGAAAUACAGAUGUGAAAAAUGCAGACUUGUGUUGUGUAACCCGCGGCAGACGGAAUGUGGUCAUAGGUUUUGUGAAACGUGCAUGAAUUCAUUACUAAGUUCAUCGAGCCCACAAUGUACUGCCUGUGAAGAAAUCAUAAUUAAAGAUAAGGUGUUUAGGGAUAAUUGCUGUCGAAGAGAAGUCCUCGCACUUCUCAUGUGCUGCAGAAAUGAAGGCAGAGGCUGCAGAGAUCAGAUCACCCUUGGCAACCUAUUGAUUCACCUCAAAAGUGACUGCCAGUUUGAAGAGCUCUCCUGCCCCCGUACUGACUGCAAAGAAAAGAUCAUAAGAAAGGACUUGAGUGACCAUAUAGAAAAGACAUGCAAAUAUCGCGAAACGCCAUGUAAAUACUGCAAAAACCAAGUACCAUUGGUAGAAAUGCAGAAACAUGAAGAGAUGUCUUGUCCGUCAGUCGUAAUAUCGUGUCCACAUAAGUGUAGUGUGAAGAGUCUCUUGAGAAGUGAGUUGAGUGCUCAUUUGUCAGAAUGCGUAAAUGCCCCCAGUACGUGUAGUUUUAAACGCUAUGGCUGCAGUUUUAAGGGAACAAACCAGCAAAUUAAAGUACAUGAGGCAAGUUCUGCCGUCCAGCACGUGAAUCUCAUGAAAGAAUGGAGCUCGUUCUUGGAAUCCAAGGUAUCCGUAUUGCAGAAUGAAAGUUCUGAAAAGAAUAAAAGUUACCAGGUAUUACAUACACAGAUGUGUAACUUUGAAAUAGAAAUUGAACGACACAAGGAUAUGCUACGGAAUAAUGAGACAAAAAUUCACCAGCUCCAGAGAGUGAUAGAAGGGCAAGCCGAAAAGCUGAAGGAAUUGGAUAAAGAAAUUAGAAAUCUACGUGAAAGUGAGGAUGAGGCCGAUAACAUGAAAUGCAAUAUGGAAUCAUUACAGGCACGCUUAAUACAGAUAGAAAACGUCAGCAAAACUGCAGCUGCGUGGAACCCGGGUGUAUUGGAGACCCAGAUUAACCGACACGACCAGAUGCUAAGUGUUCAUGAUAUUCGACUGGCUGACAUGGAUCUUAGAUUCCAAGUAUUGGAGACUGCAAGUUACAAUGGGGUGCUGAUCUGGAAAAUCAGAGACUACAAACGCCGAAAGCAGGAGGCAGUCGUGGGCAAAACACUAUCCUUGUAUAGUCAGCCAUUUUACACUGGGUAUUUUGGCUAUAAGAUGUGCGCAAGAGUUUAUCUCAAUGGUGAUGGUAUGGGAAAAGGAACACACUUGUCUCUCUUUUUUGUGAUCAUGAGAGGUGAAUAUGAUGCUUUGCUUCCUUGGCCAUUUAAACAGAAAGUAAGUCUGAUGCUGAUGGACCAGGGGACUUCACGGCGUCAUUUGGGGGACGCUUUUAAACCAGACCCAAACAGCAGUAGUUUCAAAAAGCCAACAGGCGAAAUGAACAUUGCAUCUGGCUGCCCUGUCUUUGUUGCCCAAACUGUUCUUGAGAAUGGGACGUACAUUAAAGAUGACACUAUUUUUAUUAAAGUGAUUGUGGAUACUUCGGACUUACCAGACCCGUGACUCCGGAUGUGGCGCCACUCUAGGUAGAAAGGCCAGCACAGGGUUUUGUACGCCAGUCUUCACAGAGAGGUCCCGAGGUUUGAAUAAGGACCUGUUGUGCUGAAACGGAGGCCAGAUGGAACACGGACAUAGGGUCCAACGGUGGUAGCCACAUUUUGUACAGUCUAUGGUUUGCUGUAUUGAGAAUGUGGAAAUCUGCAAGGAAGAGUCAACGGGCGGAAGAGUAGUUUGCCCCUUGUGCAAAUAAAGAUUGUAGUAAUAUUUUUUUGGGGGGGUGGGAUGGGAUGGGAUAGAGAGAGGUAUAUUUCAAUGACAAAUUUGCUCCAGGGAGCAAUGAAAUGAAUGUUGUAUGUACCUAAUAUAAUUUUCCAUACUCAACAAAAUCUACAUGAAAAGUUUUCACUGCUUGUGAGAAUUAGAUUAUCCAUUGCAAGCAAGAAAUCUGUGAGUAAAAGCUUUCAAUGAUGUUAUAAAA